GGGAGGGACGGCGUGAGACCGAGAGAGAGACCAGAUCCCACUGACAGCACCACAGUGUGCGUGUGUGUGCGUGUGUGUGUGUGUGUGUGUGUGUGUGUGUGUGGAAGGAACGCGCUUGCUCUGGUUCCGGAUCCAUCGUCUCCAGCUCGUGUGCGCUCGAGCAUGAGUCCCCGGGCCGCGUCCCUGGAUUAAUCGGACCGGCAAAGAGCGCAAGUUCGCUCCCACGUCCCCGAGGACCACUUGUCCAAAGGAAGAGCAGAGAACCCACCACCACCACCUCCACCACCACCUGCACCACCUGCACCACCACCACCGCCACCGCGCAGCGAUGGAGCGGUCCAUCCCGGGGUGGUGCGCGCUGCUGCUGCUGCUGCCGCUGCCGCUGAGCCUCGUCCUGCCCGGGGGAGCGCGCUGCGCGGCGGCCAAGGAGCUCCAGUGCCAGGAGAUCUCCGUGCCGCUGUGCAAGGGCAUCGGCUACAACUACACGUACAUGCCCAACCAGUUCAACCACGACACGCAGGACGAGGCCGGCCUGGAGGUGCACCAGUUCUGGCCGCUGGUGGAGAUCAAGUGCUCCGCGGACCUGCGCUUCUUCCUCUGCAGCAUGUACACGCCGAUCUGCCUGGAGGACUACAAGAAGCCGCUGCCGCCGUGCCGGAGCGUGUGCGAGCGGGCCAGGGCCGGCUGCGCGCCGCUCAUGCGGCAGUACGGCUUCCCGUGGCCGGACCGGAUGCGCUGCGACCUGCUGCCCGAGCAGGGCGACCAGGACACGCUGUGCAUGGACUACAACCGGAGCCAGACCACCACCGCGUCCCCGGCGGUGGCGGCGAAGCCGACCAACCGGCCCCUGAAGCCGUUCAGCCCCAGGAAGAAGAGCGGCUACGGCCGCGGCGGCGGCGGCAUCCCCGGCAAGCACAAGCCGGCGGCUGCGCCCUGCGAGCCGGGCUGCUUCUGCCGCGCGCCCAUGGUGCCGGUGACCGGCGACGGCCACCCGCUGCGCAACCGCGUCAAGACGGGGCAGAUCCUGAACUGCGCCAUGCCGUGCCACAACCCCUACUUCACCGCGGAGGAGAGGACGUUCACCGCCUUCUGGAUCGGCCUGUGGUCCAUCCUGUGCUUCGUCUCCACGUUCGCCACCGUGGCCACUUUCCUCAUCGACAUGGAGCGGUUCAAGUACCCGGAGCGGCCCAUCAUCUUCCUCUCCGCCUGCUACAUGUUCGUGUCGGUGGGCUACAUCGUGCGGCUGAUCGCCGGACACGAGGAGGUCGCCUGCAGCCGGGAGAACGGCGCCGAGCACAUCCACUACGAGACCACGGGUCCCGCGCUCUGCACCAUCGUCUUCCUGCUCAUCUACUUCUUCGGCAUGGCCAGCUCCAUCUGGUGGGUGAUCCUGUCCCUCACCUGGUUCCUCGCCGCCGGCAUGAAGUGGGGCAACGAGGCGAUCGCCAGUUACGCGCAGUACUUCCACCUGGCCGCCUGGCUCAUCCCCAGCAUGAAGUCGAUCGCGGUGCUGGCGCUGAGCUCCGUGGACGGGGACUCCGUGGCCGGCAUCUGCUACGUGGGCAACCAGAACUUGGACAACCUGCGCGGCUUCGUGCUGGCGCCGCUCGUCAUCUACCUGUUCAUCGGCACCAUGUUCCUGCUGGCCGGCUUCGUGUCGCUGUUCCGCAUCAGGAGCGUAAUCAAGCAGGGCGGCACGAAGACCGACAAGCUGGAGCGGCUGAUGAUCCGCAUCGGGGUGUUCACCGUCCUGUACACGGUGCCGGCCACCGUCAUCGUGGCGUGCUACUUCUACGAGCAGCACAACCAGCAGAAGUGGGAGAUUACGCACAACUGCGCCUGCGGAGCGGACCCGAGCGCGCAGCAGCACCAGCAGCAGCAGCACCAGCAGCAGCAGCGGCAGCAGAAGCCGGACUACGCCGUGUUCAUGCUCAAGUACUUCAUGUGCCUGCUGGUGGGCAUCACCUCGGGCGCAUGGGUCUGGUCCGGCAAGACGCUGGAGUCGUGGCGGACGUUUUGCACGCGCUGCUGCUGGGGCAGCAAGGCCUCCGCGGGCUCCAUGUACAGCGACGUGAGCACGGGGCUGACGUGGAGGUCCGGCACGGCGAGCUCCGUCUCCUGCCCCAAACAGAUGCCCCUGUCCCGGGUGUAGACCGCCGCGCGCAAUCGGACACACGUUUUACAGGAACUUUGGAAACAAGCAGCGAAUGUCGGCUCUUUUGGCGCAAAGACUUUAUUGGAGAAGACUUUUAUCUGUUAAAUUAUUACAAGUGGAGUCACCGUACUGGCCAGGUUAGG
Scophthalmus maximus (turbot) is the source of this 2298-nucleotide messenger RNA. Its product is annotated as frizzled-8-like. Gene Ontology annotation, cellular component: plasma membrane. The transcript has a single exon. The record is from RefSeq and is a predicted model, not a curated record. Gene Ontology annotation, biological process: canonical Wnt signaling pathway; non-canonical Wnt signaling pathway. Lineage: Eukaryota; Metazoa; Chordata; Actinopteri; Pleuronectiformes; Scophthalmidae. Gene Ontology annotation, molecular function: Wnt-protein binding; Wnt receptor activity. Bases 329 to 2152 code for a protein of 607 amino acids.